AUGGGUGCCGUUUUAGACCCAGGGAUUCCUAUGAUAGAUCUCACCAGAGAUUUCAGCCGGGGCCGAAGUGGUUCGCAGAUGGAUUCUUCCUGCCGAGCUCCACCAACAUCUAGACCCACGCCAACACCAGCACCUCUAGUCAGAGGUGGAGAUCAGGGCCAGGACCACAAGGGUGAUCAUCAAGGUGCAUGGGGAGGUCUCCGAAGAGGCAGGAUCGAUGCUCAGGGUAAAGGUACCCAGCCCCACUUCUAUGCAGCUUCAACUAGAGCAAAGGCUGAGGCCUUGGAUAAUGUGAUCACAGAAUUGAUGACUCAGGUGUUUAGGCCGUACUUGGACUCAUUUGUCAUAGUCUUCAUUGAUGAAAUUCUGGUAUACUCGCGGAGCUGGGAUGAGCAUGAGGAAUAUUUGAGAGUAUUGCUACAGACUUUGAGAGAUCAACGGUUUUAUGCCAAGUUUUCAAAUGCAAGUUUUGGCUUGAGUCCGUAG
This is a messenger RNA of Solanum dulcamara, 486 nucleotides long. RefSeq lists its product as uncharacterized. The transcript is spliced from 4 exons. The record is from RefSeq and is a predicted model, not a curated record. The coding region runs from base 1 to 486 and encodes 161 amino acids. NCBI's taxonomy places the organism in Eukaryota, Viridiplantae, Streptophyta, Magnoliopsida, Solanales, Solanaceae.